Messenger RNA from Bacillus rossius redtenbacheri, 7903 nucleotides. RefSeq names its product RNA-binding motif protein, X-linked 2-like. The transcript is spliced from 5 exons. Gene Ontology annotation, biological process: mRNA splicing, via spliceosome. Gene Ontology annotation, molecular function: RNA binding. Bases 246 to 761 code for a protein of 171 amino acids. The record is from RefSeq and is a predicted model, not a curated record. Lineage: Eukaryota; Metazoa; Arthropoda; Insecta; Phasmatodea; Bacillidae. Gene Ontology annotation, cellular component: catalytic step 2 spliceosome; precatalytic spliceosome; U2 snRNP.
AGAUAAUCUUAUCACUCAACCCCUUUCCGGACAGACCGCUUUAGAUUUAUGCGAAUACUUAUUAAGUAGUAUCCAGUGCAGUUUUCAAUAAUCCUUUACACUUCAUGCCUUGGUCGUCGGUUUUCCGCGGGAAACCAUAAUUCACAAAAAAAAAAAAAAAAAAAAAAAGAUUGGUUUUGGUGUCUGGUUGUGCGUUUUGAAGACUAUCUCUCAGGAUAAACUCUUGGUUUUUAAACACAACCAAGAUGAAUCCCAUGACCAAUGUGAAGAACAUCAAGAAGCUGAGCGAACAGGACCUGAGCGGCAAGCUGAAGACGUCCUGGCACGACCAGUACAAGGACAGCGCGUGGGUGUUCGUGGGCGGCCUGCCGUACAACCUCACCGAGGGCGACAUCAUCUGCGUGUUCUCCCAGUUCGGCGAGGUGGCCAACCUGAACCUGGUGCGAGACAAGGCCUCGGGGAAGUCCAAGGGCUUCUGUUUCCUGUGCUACGAGGACCAGCGGAGCACAAUCUUGGCCGUGGACAAUUUCAAUGGAAUCAAGCUCCUGGGACGCACCCUGAGGGUCGACCACGUGGCCGACUACAAGGUGCCCAAGGACUCGGACAAGGUGGACGAGGUGACCCAGUCCCUCCGCGCCCACGGCUGCUCCCACGACCCCUCCGGCGUCCGCGGGGCCGGGCCGGACGAGGGUCCCGUCAGGAUCAAGGCAGAAUCAAGUGAUGAACAGCCUAAGAAGAAACGAAGUGAAAGGAGAAAUUAACAUACAUGAUGAAAACUACAGCGGUGACAUUGGCGUGGUUUGAAAUGUACCUGACGUAAGACACGAAAGAAAUUGCUGACCAGUGCGAAGAAGGUGGUCGGACUGACCGACGCUGGGGAGCUUCGUGAAGACGUCGAGGCACGGUGAUCCUUCGAGACAAGACCACAAACCAUAUUUCCCAGUGGUUUGUCAAUGUGUAGACUUGGAUGGCAGUCAGCACUGAAUCAAGCCUCCAGCAGUGAUCCACAUCUUGGGAGACACUGGUCUGUCACUGUGGCAGUGUCUCACAUUGUCGAGAGCCAGGACUUCGGGACCACUGUGCAACGAGCAUGUUAGGCCGAAGAAGCAGGCAGGAUAUUAUAUUUGAUUCAAAGUGCUCCUGUUUUUCACUGAUUCCGACGUCAAUCAUCACUUCAUCUACACUUCUUUGACAUCAUUUUAACAGCAACACAAGUGCCUGUAUGUUCUAUGUUGAAAAUUAUCUUGUUUUGUUAGAAAAAAAUGAAAAUGUUUUAUUUCAAGCACAAUUUUAUUUUGUUUAGUUCAAGAUCUUGCAUUCUUACAUUGAAUUCCACAGUAUCUCUUCAGUGGAAACAUCCUCGCACUACUUGGGGUUGGCCUACCUGAAGCGCUUCAGAACUAUAAACAGGUCUACGUAUUUCAGCGGCAUCUGUUUACGGAAAGCAUUUGAGAAGAUUGAGUCUUGUUUAAGUGACCUUUGCUUAUCAGACAUUCAGUAUUAUCCAAUUUCCCCCCCUCCCCCCGAAAAACAAGCAACUUAGUGAAGUCCUUUUUGUUGCUACCAACUACCACAACUAAUUAGUUAUGUACCUUUUUUUUUCCCAGUUAAUUUUUUCAGUUGCUCUGUUGAAAAACAUGAUUAUUAAGUAGUUAAUAUGUGAAAUGAUAACAUACACUAGUUUGACGAUGAAUAUUCUUUUUCUUAACACUUUCAGAUUAUCUAACAUUUUUGCUUAUCCGAAGUUCUGCCGGACAGUUUAUGUCAAACAAACGAGACACUACUGUAGAGUGUUUAAAAGCACCACAGUAUUAAUCAGAUGGUAACAUUUAAACUUAGAAAUCACACCACAAAUUAGCUGACAUAUUUAUAAUGUAGAAAGAUUUUAAAAAAAUCUCAGAAUUGUAUCAUUACAAUAAAAGCUGUAGGUGAGAGACUUUUUCAUAUCAUUUAAUUGAAUCAGAAAACCCAUUUUCAUGGAUAGCUUUCUAGCCAACAAAAAAAAAAAAUUUUAGUCGUGCUUUUUCACCAUAAACGGGUUACCUCAGUCAAAACAUUUAUUGAUUACGAUAAAGUGAUUUGACUUCAAAUAACUCGAGUAUACUUAGACCCAUUCUAAUGAAUUUAUAAAAUAAAAGCAAAAGAACGAAUCAUUUAAUGUUAAUUUAUGGGCGCCAACAACUUCUAAGAAGUUGUAAUAAAAUGAAUAUUUAUAUGAAUUAGAAGUAAACAAUAAAAGUGUGUGAAUGAGUUGACUUAAAUAUGAAUGCCACAAUAUUAGUAUCGUGAACGGAAAACAAAGGUUAUUACUUUUCAGUGUCAUUCAAUUAAUACCACCUGAUAUACAUGGUUUGCUUCAUACCAGUAAAAUAUCGUCAAACUCAUUGAACCUAUUUUAUUAAAUGUCUUCAAUAAUUGAAUGGUUUAUAUACAGAAUGAAGUAAUUUUCAUUAUCCUAGCUUAGUAGGUAGAGCAGGAUAUGUUGUGGUGAUAUUCGCUAGAUUUCUAGAUUAUAUGAAGUACAAUAUUUAAAUAGUAACACAAGUUAUGAUAGACGUAAACAUUCUGGUACUAGAAGAAAAUGGUGUGUCGACUGACUUCUAAGGAUUUUAAAUAUUUCGGAGUGUUAGUUCUGCAAAGUUAGUAAGUUAUACGAGAUUCCUUAAGAAAGAUACGACCGACCUGUAGUAAUAGUUCAGUGUAAUAGAACUAUGUAAUACGGUUUCUGACUUCUUAAUACUGGAACUCAGCAUCGAAUAAUCCGCAUAUUCAUCCUUGAAACACCAGCGCAGCAGUUCCGCGUCUUCGUCCUGGGAACGCCUCUCGGUGGUUCUGGAUGGAAUCGAACUGACGAUUAUUCCGUAGAUUUCUAUUUCUUCGUCCUGGGAACGCCUCUCGGUGGUUCUGGAUGGAAUCAAACUGACGAUUAUUCCGUAGAUUUCUAUUUCUUCGUCCUGGGAACGCCUCAAUAAUUCUUAUAAUCUUCGUAACCGUGGUUUGUUAUCUUCAUCCUGGGAACGCCUGAAUACUUCUUGAAAUUCUUCGUAUAAAUAAUUUAUUUUCGUCUAACUGGGAACACUUGAAUAAUUAUUAUAAUCUUCGUAUAUGUUGUCCUUUUUCUUCAAAUCAAUAAUUAUUUUCAAAUUAUCAGUAGAAUAAAUUUCUCCUAUUAUUUUAUGCAAUUCUUCUAAAUAAUUAAAAUUAGUGAUGGCCCGAUAUUCAAUAUUCGAUAUCGGAGAUCGGUAAUAUCGGCACAUUUUUCAAUAUCGGACAUCAGUAAAUACUUGCGAUAUUUUGAUAACCGAUGUUUGCUUUCGCCAAUAAUACUUCUCACAUAACCUUAAGCCCUUUUCACAAUACCGCGACGCGACGCGAUGCGACGUGACGUCAUACCAAACCAGCCAAUCACAACUACAUCGCCCGCGAUGCGCGACAGCUCACUUGGCGACGAGGCUGUUUCGUCGCUUCGGCGAUGUCGCUAAUGACGUCAGAAAUAACAGCCAAUCGGAAACAAGAUUGUGGUAAAGAAGAAGAAGAACUGAAAACAAGGGUUAAGAAACGAUGUAUUGAUGCAUCUAAGUAAUGUGGAUUUUGUUCAAUUGAAAUUAGUUUUGAAGAACGUCUGAUUGAUGUUCAGAAAAAGCCGUGUUUGUACGAUGUUUCUAGUACCUAACAAAUAUUGUAAUCAGACGGAGAAAAAUAAUGCUUGGUUAGAAAUAUAUUAUGGGCUUCGCGAUUCCUAUCCAUAAUUAAAUGCUUCUACCAGUCAGUCAGUGUACAAAUAUAAUAACAACAAUCUGAAUAUUACCACCAAGAACUUUUGUUUACAACCAUGUUGCAAAAUAUCCCCAGCAGAGUGCAGGCUGGUUCGUUUUUUUUUUUUUCGCCAGCUGCAUGGCGAUCGCGUCGCGCUAUUAUGAAGUGCACUAGCUGGCGACAUAUACCGUAUAUACUCGUGUAUAGCGCGCCCUUUUUUCCCCUCAAGUAAAGGAAAAAAAUAAGGAUGCGCGCUAUACACGGGGAAAAAAAAUUUUUGGGGGGGGGGGGGAGGCGGGGAGGAGUGGAAGUCGUUAACUGCCGGGUGACGGGUGACGUUUCUGGCCAGCCCCCACACAUAAGCUCAAGCAACAAGGCCUCUGUUUCACACACACACACACACACACGCACACGCGCGCGCGCGCAAGCAAGCUCGCACAUCAUGGUCUCUUGUUUAUUUUUAGACCUCCCCCCUUUACAGAAAGCCAGCUCAGAAGCUAGUAAAAAGAGAGAGAGAGAAAGAGAGAAUGUUGUCACCAGUUCCCCCCCCCCCCCCCGGCAACUUCUUCGCUUCCUCCAUUCCUCACCGGUGAGUCAUCAAGUUCUCCGCGCCAGCUUAGCAACGUAGCGCGGCACGCCUCCCUCCCUUCCUUCCUUCCACGUACCAGUUGUGACGAUAUAGCGCUUCAUUAUCUUCCGUUUAGACAGCAGAGUUUAUGUAUUUUCCUGACGCAUCACCACACAUCAAUUUAAAUAAUCAGGUACCACAAAAUGUUAGUAAAAUUUAUUUAUGGGGGAAAAAAAAAUUUCAAUUUUUUUUUCUUUGGAAUUAGUUGCAAAAAUCGUGGUGCGCGCUAUACACGAGGGCGCGCUAUACACGAGUAAAUACGGUAUAUAAGUCGCUGCCUUCGCUAAAUAUCGUCGCCAGAUCGCGUCGCAUCGCGUCGCAUUGCGGUAUUGUGAAAAGGCCUUUAACCGUAAUUCCAAGCUUAUUUUCCGUGGGCGUAAUUUAUCUUUCUUCACGUCACCAUAUUACCUAUUAAUUCCAAGCAUAAUUUCCACUGAAACAAUUUCAAGCCUAUUUUUUCUUUCUGAUACUGCAAUGCAUCCCGACGGUACAAUUCUUCCAUGUGUACACAAAUCCCAGUCAUUAGUGCAUAUUUAUUUGUUUCAGAUAUUCGCAAAAUGUUUUAGCAUGAUAAAUUUUCAAAGUUCAGUGUACAUAAAUUGAAAACAUAAACAAAAAUAAUUACGAUAUUUAAUUUAAUAAGUGAUGUAGCUGUAAGUAAACAUGAAGAAGAAUAAAGUUGCUGCUUGAUAUAACAGGCAUUUUCUUUCCGUGUCGUUUCAUGGUCGCCAACUGCUGUUCUAUACAAAGACGUUACGUAUGUUUUCCAAAGCUAAAAUAUGAAACGUGUUUAAGUAGGGCAAGUUGCAGCAAAGGUAUUAUGUUGGCUAUAUUAUUGAGUGCAUUGCCAAUAACAUAAAUAAAGAUAUGUGGUUUUAUAAUCUCUGCAGUACGUUUCAAAGUUGUAUUGAAAUUACUUUUCACGUAUUUUUAACGUGUUUUCCCACCAAUAAAUGGAGUGAUACACUUGAACAAUGGUCACAAAAUUUGCUAAUUGAAGACCUUCCUUUCUAGCGUGUCGUUUACCGUGAUGAAAUUAUGCAAAGGGUACAAAAGUUUGAUGUUUUUCGGACGGUAUUUUUCGUAGAUUACAGUUGAGACACUGGACUAAGUACAUGCAGUGACUCGUGAAUUUGAAUUUAGAGAGCUUAUUUGUAGGCCAUUAUGAUAAUUUCAUUAUUAGCUUUCAUUUAAUGUGAUUUUACAAUUAAUAAAAAUAAUAUACAUUCACAUAAGUAUGUUUUAUUAAUAUUUAACAUUUUUCAUUAUUGUCUCUAACAAUACUCCAGAACCACAAUUUUAUAGAAUCAGUAUUAGAAAUGAGAUAGGUAGGCCUAUUAUCGGGUAUCGGGUAUCGGAUCGGUAAAUUUGGAAAUAUCGGAAUCAGUAUCGGUAUCGGGUUGGUGGAUAUCGGGCCAUCACUAAUUAAAAUGCCAUAAUUUUCAAUUUCUUCUGUAAUGCAAUUAUACGUCGUGCUUCUACGAAUAUUCGAAUAUUAAUUAUCGUUUUUGUUUUCUCCGUCAAAAUUCCAAACAAAACUUUUAUUUUCGAGCAAUAGUUUUUGUUCUACCGUCUUCGUCCAAUACCAGAGUGUUUUACAAAAUUUAGUUAUAUAAUAUUAAGCAGAAACUUGAAAAUACAUUUCUUAUUGGCUUAACAAAAUAUCUAAUUACUUGAGCAAAGAAGUUCGAUACUAAAAGAUAUACCUGCAAAAUUAUUAACUUAUGGUUCAUAGAGAAAGUGUGUCAAAAUAAUACUGUAAUUUAAUAAAACUUAAACCUAUUUUCUGUUAAUGUGCAGCCCGGUGGACUCACGGGUUCGACUAGACUGCAAGCUAUUGAAACAAAAAGUGUAAUUAUUCAGAGAGGUGUAAAUGUAGUUAUAGAACAGGACUAACCACAUUCGUUAACUUGUUUUUUAUUGAUAACAAUCAUGAGUAUAAAUGCUUAAUACAUGCAUAACAAUGUAUGUGAACAAAACGUGCUCUAUUACGACGCAUUAAAACAAUCAAUCGCAACAAGUCCGCAAGAAAGUUAAAAAUAUAACGUGAACCAUUAUGAUGCGGUACCUCAAUAAACGCAGCAUGAAAACAAUACUGGGAGUAUACAAUAGGCUACAGUAAAAUAGAAGAUUAUUAAAAUGCAGCAGUAUUACAGGAGUAUAAAACCCCGGUGGACUGCGCAGGCCAUAUAAAAAAUGAUUCAAACAAACAAAACAAUUUAGACAGAAUCAAAACGAAUAAAUAGCCCUAAAUGUGGAGGUUCGGUGCGGCCAGGGGAGAGAUUAUGCAAACCCAAACUCGAUAUUGGCUCACACGAAAAACACACACUAAAAUACCAGAGCACUGGAUUUAAAAGAACGUUAGAAACAAACAACACAUACAAGUAUGUAAUAAAAAAAAUGCCAGCAGGACUAAUAUCAAUUAGGCCAAAGAGAAUACAUCAAAACAUCAUGCCACAUAAAGCUUAACUUGAGACACGUGACAUUUUUAAAAUUUAUUAACUUGAAGUGACUUUAAUAAUAGCAUAUUAGGGGCUAACAACCUAUGUAUUACAUAAGGCCCUUCAAAAGGAGCCAGCAAUUUCACAUUUAACUGGGCUCAAAGACUAGGCAAAACACAAGACUGGCACAAAACACAAUCUCCAACCUUAAAAUCAUGGGCUGCUCUGUGUUUAUUAUAAGCGGUAACAACCUCCUGCAGACCUGCCAACUUGUACGAUUCUGCCGUAAUUUGUACGGGUAAUUGCAGUUCUUACGUUUUUACGGGGAGCAGCAUUAAUUUUACGCAUUACGUUUCUGCUGGCCUGAAAUUCUACAUCGACUCACGGGCUAGCGUUUUCAAUCUCGUGCCAUAAAAUAGUAUUGGUAAAAUAAAAAAUAAAAUUGCAUUGGUAAAUACCAUAAAUGUACAGUUUUUGUUCCGUAUAUUUGUUAGAACAGUGCCGUAAAUGUCACGUACAAUACCACAGUUUUGUAAUGGUUUUUAUGGCAAGAAGAAAGGAAGUACCGAUUUUUACGUGCUGCAAGAUUGUUUUAACUGUAUUUUGUGGUACAUGUACUGUAGUUUACAGUACAGAAUACCAUAUAUUUGCACUGACCCGGCAACAUUUUUUGCCGCGCUUCCACAGUACUGCGCUGUGGUGAAUACUUUAGAAAUUGUUAGAUUCAGUCAUCAGACAUCGUAAUUGUAGACUGGACAGUUGUAUAUGCGACAAUGUGACGUCAUUCAUUCACUUAAAAUAGUAACCUUUAUCUACGGGAUAAUGGCACGGACCGCCCAGAGGCCACAGGUUCAGACUGUUGUAGAUGGGCCCGUCGUGUACGAGAUUGCAGGUUAUGUCCACGCAUGUAGUGUUGUGUUUGAUAACAAAUAGUGGUUUGGUUUACAUUAAUUAAAAACUAUAGUGGUUCAGUGAAAGCAAAAUAUUUACAAUACAGUUAUGUUUGGGAGUGUAUUUGAGUUUCACAUACAUUUCGUUGUGUAGUGAAGCAAGAAAGACAUAAAGUUGUUUGAGUCAA